AUGUACGAAAUUCCUUCCGUUACCGUCCACCAGUUGGCUCCGUGGUUAUUUCACAAAGAACAGAACGCUCUUGCGCCUUUUAUUGCGCUCUUAGUCGGUGUUUCUGUUGAAAACUUGAGGAAAUUCAUAAAAAUUGUCCUUUAUGAUCAAAAUUCCGCUGAGCAGCCUUUUUUAUACUCCGAUAGUUUUACACAAUUCGUUAUCUCUGGGACUGCUGAGUUGUUCCCGAAUGCCGUUCUUCUCCAAGGUGGUUUUGUCGGAUUUUGUGCGGCCUAUCCAGAACUCUGUUGGCAACACCCGGACAAGUUACCAGAUGAGGAAUUUGUUGGGGUUAAAGCGGAUUCUGGUUUAGAAAAUUUGCUUCAGGAGUGUUUAUACAAAAUUUACCAUGAGAUUCCUCCUCCAAAUCCCUUCUCUCCUGGAGAAGUGUCCAUCAUCUCCACAAGACAGCCUUCUUCAUGUUCCUCUUGUGGGUCAUCCUCUUCCCAGCAAAGUUGUGACUCAGGAGUCGUAUUGUCUGCAUCUUCUGCCCUCAUGCUUAACAGGAAAGCAAUUUCCCGCGUGACCUCUGCUCCAGUAAAGCGACCGACCACAGUAGUGGCCUCUUUCAGUGUUGACGAUGUCAUAAUGACCGGCUCUUCAAGUCGUCGUCCGUCUAGACUCCGUCCGAAUACCCUCUCCCUCUGCUCCCCCUCCUUUCCCACUUCUACUGCUUCAGCAACUGCAGUAAAUACUUUGACAAGCAACAUUCUGGAUCGUCCGUCUCGUUGCACUUUCGCAUCCUCCUUCCGAUUUCUCUCAACGCCACCCCCAUCCACGUCCUCACUCCAGUCUUCCCGACCAUCUCCCACAGUGAGUGCAGCUCUCAGUGCGGAGGCGUUUGAAUCUCCUCUCCCUACAGCCGUCCUGCCUCAUCUCCUCAUUGGUUGCCAAGCCGACGCCAUGUCAGCUGAGGUCUGCGCCGAUUUUGGAGUGACGCAUGUUAUCAAUGUCUCUGCUGAUGGAGAAAUGUCACCUCAUGUAGCUUCUUGCAGGUUCCUGAGGAUCCCUAUCCAUGAUAAUGGCAAGGCUGAUAUCGUGCAGUACUUUGACAAGGCCUUUGCAUUUCUUGACUCAGCGAAGCGAUCAGGCGGUCGUGUUCUGAUUCACUGUUUCGCGGGUAUUUCAAGGUCGCCGACUCUGGCCAUCGCCUACCUAAUGCACAAUCAAAGAAUCACAUUUGAUGAAGCAUACAAUCGAGUGAAGUUGCUCCGACCAAAAAUCUCACCCAACUUCAAUUUCAUUGGACAGUUGACAGAUUUCGAGCAUCGAUUAAAUUUGUCCUUACCCUCAUCCACUUCAGCAGCGGAGGUCAAGCGAGUUCUACCUGUCAUCAUCGUACCCACUGUGACCCCUACUCAGGCAGCAACCCCUGAAAACAAAGUCUCUGAGAAUACACCGAGGAUAAUGCCCCAGACUGCGACUUGUGCAUCGGGUGUAACCGUUUCGACAAUUACGAUUCCCACACCGUCGACAAUUUCUGGUCCAGUUCGUCCAGUGAGUCUUUCCUUGCGCCGUCCAUCUCUAAAGCCCAUGGUGGCGAUUACAUCGAAGAAACGCGAUCGAACGCAUUACCUCUCUCCCAACUCUGUCUUUUUCUCCUCUUCUGACAAUUCUUCCCCAGGAGACGACGAGCCGCCCUUCACGUGUCAGGUCUCCAACACCCCUACUAUCCUCGAUGCUUCAACUUCCACCUCACAAAGCACCUUUGUUGCCCGUCGGAAACGCAGUCGAUUUGGUCCUCUUCUACCUUCUCCCUCAACUGCUAUUGCUAGUCUUGAUCUUUCCUCCCCUACGGACGAUCAGAAUCCCCAGAGUUUGAAUCCUUUUCCUUCUACGCCCCCUCCUCCACCGUCUCCACGACCUAGACGUCUGCGAAGAUCCUCUCCCCAUCGUUUUGACGAGACUCGACGUUUUUCUCUUUCCACCUUCUCAGAUCUUUCUCGGGUUGCUUUAGCGGCCUGUGCAGCAGCUGUGACUUCAUCAGCCGAUGCGCCUUCCAGUGACAUUGACAGCGAGAUCGAUAUGGCCUCGUCAAAUCCCACUAUUAUUAGCUCGGGGUUGCAUAGUCCCAAUGCCGCUCAUUUGUGGUUGCUAGGGGACAGUUGCAGACACCAACAGGCCACAGCUGAAUCCUCCUGUCAUUCCAGUCUUUCUUCGUCAAGCAACAGUCAACACACACCUAGCUUUCCCAUCUCCUAG
This is a messenger RNA of Rodentolepis nana, 2241 nucleotides long. NCBI's taxonomy places the organism in Eukaryota, Metazoa, Platyhelminthes, Cestoda, Cyclophyllidea, Hymenolepididae. The record is from the annotation of a GenBank genome assembly.